Messenger RNA from Dicentrarchus labrax (European seabass), 5631 nucleotides. RefSeq names its product tubulin-specific chaperone cofactor E-like protein. Gene Ontology annotation, biological process: mRNA splicing, via spliceosome. The record is from RefSeq and is a predicted model, not a curated record. Bases 111 to 1412 code for a protein of 433 amino acids. Gene Ontology annotation, molecular function: U2 snRNA binding. NCBI's taxonomy places the organism in Eukaryota, Metazoa, Chordata, Actinopteri, Moronidae. The transcript is spliced from 8 exons.
GUGGGCGUGUCUUAAACUGACAACUAACUGAAGAACAACAAAAACAAACACAACACCGAGGGGGUUCCGGGGACGGUGAGUGCAUUCAGUACCCGCUCAGGGCUGGAACCAUGGAGUCGUCGUCUGAUGAAGAGGAGGCGCGCACCUUCGUCCAAGUCCUCAGUGAGAAAUACAACCCAGAGAAUUUCCCCUACGGCCAAGGAGUCAUGGUUCUGUCCAGCCCACCAGGAUCCCCCGUCAAAGAUCGCCUGUUCUUGCCCAGCAGACUGGUUCUGAAUCACUCUGGAAUCACUAAAGCCGGUGACAGGUCAGACAUUGCCGCUUUCUGUGCCCACGUGGUGGAGCUGGACCUGUCCCACAACCAACUUAACGACUGGGUCGAGAUCUGCACCAUUGUGUCCAACGCCCCCCACCUGGACUUCCUCAAUCUGAGCAUGAACCCCCUGAACGGCACAGAGCUGGAGCCCAGCAUGGCUGACGUUUUCUCCAGGGUCCGACAACUGGUCCUCAUUAACACACACGUCAGCUGGGACACCGUGCACACACUCACACAACAAACAAAAGAGCUGGAGGAGCUUUUCCUGUGCUUGAACGGCUACCACACCGUGUCGGACUCCCAGACAUCCUGUCCGUCACUGCGCCUGCUGCAGAUCACAGAGAACCAGCUGCGGGAGUGGGCAGAAGUCAGGAAGUUUGGCAGGUUGUACCCGAGUCUGAGCACACUGGUGCUGGCCAACAACAGCCUGGACUCUGUGUGCGACACUCAGGAGACGCUGCAGCGCCUCUUCCCCAACCUGCGCAGCAUCAACCUCAACAACUCAGGGCUUAGUAAAUGGGAGGACAUUGAAAGGCUGAAUUUCCUCCCUAAGCUGGAGGAAGUCAAAGCAAAAGGGAUUCCUUUAUUGCAGCCUUAUACAACCCACGAGAGACGUAGCCUCCUUCUAGCACAGCUGCCAUCUGUGGUGGUGUUGAAUGGGGGCGCAGUGUCUGACGGAGAGAGAGAGGACGCUGAGAGGUUUUUCAUCAGGUACUACCAGGACUGCCCAGAACAGGAGCUUCCUCAGAGGUACCACAUCCUUGUAUCCAAGUAUGGUCACUUGGAACCGCUGGCAGAAGUUGACCUGAGCCCUCGCAGCACCAUGGUGGACGUCCGCUGUGGCGAGAGGGUGGAGGCCAUCAGCCUCCGUCUGGAGCAGACAGUGGGCGACCUGAAGAAGCACCUUAAAACCCUGCUGCAGCUGCCCACCAAUGGGAUCCGGCUCUUCUAUAUCCAACGGGAGAUGUGUUCGGUCUUGGGACCUGAGGAGUUGAAGUGCGGCUCCCGGGCCCUCCAUUCCUACAGCAUUCGAGAUGGGGAUGAGAUUCUAGUAGUGCCCAAAGUCAAGAGCCGUUGCAGCUCCUCAGAUCUGUGAAUGUGGAGAGUUCGGACGAAUGGGACAGAAAUUAUAUAAUGAAUACUGACUGGAUACUAAGCUUUGACUUGAGCCUUUUUUAGAUUAAAAAAAGGUGACAUAUUUCAGCCAUGAAUGUAAAGAUGCUUGCUGUCCACCAUAUUGAACAAAUUAGUACAACAGUAUAUUUGCACAUAGGAGAUACACAUUCACAAAGAAUGUAUCUUGAGUGGCACAUUUCUGUGCUUUAGUUGCUCGAGCUAAGACUGCAGUUUACAUCUCAUUUAUACAAAAUGUUAUGCAAAUCCAGACAGAGUGCAAACAGUUAGCUGCCAUAAUUACUAAUUGAACGCGCAAAUUGCACAUUGAUUUAAAAAACUAAAAACCAUUUUAUAAUUUGAUUUUAUGAGAGCUUCCCCUUGCUUGUCGGACAUGCUGGAGACACUGCUGUACCAUGCAUGGCACUUCUUAGUAUUUUUUUUAGUUGUUAAAAUUAGGUGACAUAAGAACAUAAAUGAGACACAUAUACGAUUUUUUAAAAACAGCUGCUGUGCACAAGUUGUGUAGUUUCACUGUUCCUCGUGUUUAGAAGCCGUGGCUGGCUUCUCUGGAGCACAAUCAGCAGCUCUUUGAUGUGUUCCCUCCAUUUUUCUGUUCGCCUUCUGCUAAUGUGUGAUCAGUGUGCUCUGGCAGCAGUGAACAGUGCAAUUUUUUAUGCCUGUGAGUAUAGUGUUUGGGUGAAAAUCAUUCUAAACCAAUCUACUCCUUAAAAGCCAAUACAAUGGCAAACAACGAACCUUAAUCAUGCAGCAAUGAUUACAGCCAAGCUGACUGAAGUCUUCACGUGACCUUUCGAUUUCCGUGUGAUGGUAGGGUUUGUGAACUGGGUUUAACCUGACUGCGCCAUAUGUUUUGUUACACAGAACCACACAGGACGUUGAUGUUGGAACAGCUGGAAAAGGACAGGCACUUUGGAAAAAUACAGGCAAUUGGAUGAACCGUCUGUCUAUCAUGGGCAAACUUCAACCAAUCAGCGAACCAUAUAAUGUAGUCAAACUCUUACUGAAGCCAGUAGGGAGAAGGGCGAAAGAUCUCUUCCAUCGAGAAAAGCCUUCAGUGCUUUGCUCUUUUUCUUUUCAAUGAAGAAAUACUCUUCAGUUCUGAUAUAACUGAUGCUAGCAGCAUCUAUGCCACCAUUGUUGUUUAACGAACAGUCUUCUUGCUGCGUCACACCUAGCGGCCAACACCAUAGCUGCCAGUACUUCCUCAAAGGACUGGUCUGGUACCACUUACCUGUAGCAAGCGCAUAGAUUGAAGCCUUGCCAGAUGCAUUGUUCAUCUCUAAGCUUGGUCUACAUUUGCAUUGUGUACAAAUAAAUAUUAUGAGGGAAAAAAAGAAUAAUGGGUUACAUGAUAUUAAAAUUUUCAUGAUCAUGAAAGGCUCAAAGAGGCUUUGUUUGAGCUGACCUUUUUUUAAGCAGAGUAGAUUAACUGAUGAAAUGUGAUGUUGUUUUUCCGGGAAUACGAUUGUGUGCAGAAGUGACACAGAUCUUUCCCUGCUUCCUCUUGCCACUCAGACCACUCUCUUUCUGCAUGACUCUUAAUAGCAGUGAAAUAUCCUGGGAUAACCCCCAAGCUGAAAUCACAAAUACGGUGUAUUGGAGAUAGCGUGGCUGCUGCUCAGUAAGGACGCCCUGGCAGAAAGACGAGACAAGUCUGAGGUGAGCUUGGGUCUGGGACAGAGAAAAGAAGGAGUGUUGAUGCUCAAGUUACUGUUGGUCUUCUGGCUGUCCAGCCCAUGAAUGGACCAGCACUCUCUCUCUGCCUGCAGAGGCAGCUGAGAAAUGUUGAGGCCCAGUCUGUAUGGUAACCACACACCAGCCGCUGUGUCAUGGACACUUCCGCUGCAUUUAGGUUAGAAUGGGUUCAAGCAACAGGCUCUCGCCCCUCACCCAUUACCCCAAUCUCUCCUUUACAUCCGCCUUACAAACCUGACACUUCUAGUGUCGGCUGUUUCACAGGAUGUGGGGUUGUGAACUUUUCCAUUGGCUCACAUUGAUUGUUUUCAAAAGCAAAGAAUAGAUGAUAGAACAACACAUUCCCACCUACUGGCAAUUGACAGCCCAAAACCUGGAGCUUCUCAGAACCUGAACUUUGAGGAACCUUGUGAGGUUAAGGUACCAGGUUUUGUAAAUGUAAGUCAUGCAGGUGAUGUUACAGUCAAAAUCUGUACAGUUGUAGAAGAAAUUGCCACUGGAAGGUUUCCUUAAUGACCCCCAUGCAAGUUUGGUUUCGUGCAACCCAGUAUGUUCAAGCCAACAGUGGAAAAGGAUGGGGACUGAGAUACGAGUCUAUGCACCAAUAGACAGAGGAAGAAUUUACUUCUGGUUCACCUUUUAAUCUCUAACCACUGACUCACACUCCCUCUGCCUUCUCUCCCCAAAUACUAACGAUGGCCUGGACAUCUUCAUUUGUCCAACAACCAUUUUUUUAAGUAUCCCCUGGUACAGACACAGUGGUAAAAUGGUAGUUACUGCUGUUGUGGUCAUUGUUGUAGGGAUUCUUGUUGUGAUGUGAUGAUACAUCUAAUUGUUCAAUAGCGGACAUCAACCCCUGAAAUUACCUGAAACUUGAAUUUAGGAUCUCCUCCUGAGCAGGAGCUUGUACACAAAGCAGGUAGAGAACAGUGGAGAAAAAAGUCUGCGUGUUACAUUUCGAUAAGGUCCCACCGUGGAAAAGGGAUGUUUGGCUGUAUUCAGACCAAAGUGAGCAUUGUGGCGAAAACACCAGUCAGCCUAAAAAUAGAGCUGACACCGGUCGCUAUCCAGGAAGAGUUCAUGCAUCAAACUCUCUGUUUUAUCUUCACAACUUUGGUCUGCAUCUGGUUUGCAGUAUAAGCUGCAAAAUUGAGAUACCAAGAAAUCUCUGGUUUGUGCCAAUACACCAAAUAAAUACCACCGCACAACACUGCAGUGAUUGUUGCAAUGCCUGAUUUGGUCUGAAUAAGUUUCUAAUUAACUGACCUGCAAGUCUUUGGAUUAUGGGAGGAAACAGGAGCAUUAAGGGAGGACAUGGAGAAAACUUGGAAACUCCAGUCACAAACAAUCCUGUUAACCAGUGGAUCAGAACCCAGGAUCUCCUUGCUGAGUGCUGCUUUCAUAGAAAGCUAUGCACACAAAUAGAGAUUUUGGUCACCAAGAAAUUGAAGAUAGUGACUUUUCAAGAAGUUUUUAUAACUUCAUACAAAGAAGCUCUAGAGUUUGCUUCAGUAGUCCAAAGACAGACAGGUUGAAAUAUAUGUUGUGGAUGUUUCCUAGCCUUUUGCUUAAUACAUGCUGGGGUAUUUUCUAGCCAGCCUGAUCCUGAACAGCUUAAAUGUUUUAACAUAUGUGUGUUGCGCAUAUGCAGUGUAAAAUAGGGCCCAAUAUCAAGUGCAUUUGUUGAUGAAAAAUAUAGCGUUACAAAAAGUCAGAGGUCUUGCACAAGCUGUUUCUUUUGAAUAUUGGAGAGCCGGGAAUGCAGAGGUGUUUAUGUUUGAAAUCAUGUUGGGUUAAGUGAGCUGCCAGGAGAAAUGUUUCUCUUGAACACAUUUAUACCAAGUUAAGUUGAGCCUUGUGUUACCGAAAGUGUGUGAAAAUGUGCUGAGGUGCCGUCAUCUUGUGGCACCCUCUUCUGACACAAACCUACUUUGUGUAGUAGAUAACUGGAGAUCUCUUUUGUGUUGUUGUUUUUCUGGCUCACAUACCUUAUACUAUAUUAGUGCUUACAUGGGAAGUUGUGGGAUGAGUGCGAAGCAUUUUUUUUUUUUUUGUGUGGAUCGUGGUAAGUUGGUGAUUUUGCAUGUUCUGAUUUUUCUUGAUAUGUCUGACUGUGUAUGAGAUGUGUCAUUUCAGGGAAACAAUGUUGUUUAUGGGCAUUUUUAAUUUUGACACUUAAAAUAUUAUCUGUUCUCCUGUCACUCUCACCUUUUUCCUUCAGUAAUACCAAAUACAAAGAUUAUUUACAGAUUUAAAAAUAUAAAAGAUAGUUGCUAAUCUGUAAUACAGUUUGCCUUGUGCUGUUGAGUAUAUGGUGUUUAAUUUAUAUCACGUUUGCUUUCUGUAGGUCCUUAAAUGUAUCUUGAUAUUUUCAAUGGUAAAGUCAUUUUAUUUCUUGAGAUCACAAUGCCAUUUCCUCACCUGUACUGUAUAAUGGUGAUUUCACCUCUCUUAAAGAAAUAAAUUCUAAUUAUUUCUGCUUA